Caenorhabditis briggsae is the source of this 2010-nucleotide messenger RNA. The transcript has 11 exons. NCBI's taxonomy places the organism in Eukaryota, Metazoa, Nematoda, Chromadorea, Rhabditida, Rhabditidae. The record is from RefSeq and is a predicted model, not a curated record. The coding region runs from base 1 to 2010 and encodes 669 amino acids.
AUGUUCCGUUUUAAUCUCCUUUUGACAACGAUAAUUGCUGUUUCAGCACAGAACAGUUGCGAAGAUCGAUGUAUACGCCUGAAACAACGAUCGUUAAGCCGAAUCGGAUACGAUGACGAACGAUUACAAACGCUUUUUGAAAGACAACGACCGUUGGAGAGUAUGAAAGAUGUUUGCUGGAGGCUUUACGACAAUCUCGACUGUAUGAAAAAGUGUCCGAAAUCGGAGAAACAUGCUGCUUUGCGAAGCAUGUCAGAAACAAGUGCAAGUUUGUAUUGUCAGGUGAGAAAUCAUGAGAAGUUACUUACUGAAAUGGAGCCAACUCUAAAAUGCAUCAGCAAACAUCAUUCGUUUUUAACAAUGCGAUGCAGUUCAUUCCUAAACGAAGCUACUCGUCUGAGAGCUGAAUCCGAUUUGAGCACAACGCCACGUCACGAUGAAUGUCGCUUUUUGCAUCUGACGACGAUUUGUUUGGAGAAUCAUGUGAACACAUUCUGUCCCGAUGGACGAAAAAUAUUCAAACGGCUCAAUUUCAGAGACUACUUUUUGAGUUUUGUGUUACCAAUGGAUGACGAUUUGUUUGACGACGAGGAUUUGGAUAGUUGCCAAAUUUAUGAUUUUGUGAAGGACGCUGAAAAAAGAGAAAGAGAGGAUGAAGAGAGAAAACAGGAAGAGGAGAGACGCAGACGGAUAGACGAUGAUGAAGAUUAUGAGGAAGAGUUGACCACUAUCGUCAACAACAUGGAAGAUGAUUCAGAAGUCGUUAUCACGUCUACAAUGCCGACAGAAUCCACGGCAGAGACAACGUCAUCUGAAUCAGAACUUUCAACAUCUGCAUCAUCAUCAUCCGUGACAAAAAUCUUGGGUACUCUAGAAUCACUCAAACCGGAGGACUUCACGACGGCUCUGGCCGAUUUAAGCACAUCAUCUAAGAAAUCAGAAGAAGAGGGAGUAAAUGAGAAGGAGCAUGACGACUUGGAUAGUUUAGUUGAUACAUUGGAUGAGGAGAAGAAAGAAUUCGAUGAAUUCCACGAUACCACUCUACCGACACCUACCACCACCCACCUGGUUGAAACUACCAUAACCCACGACGAAGCGAAAAACGAAUACGAUUCGGAUCAUAAUACAGAAUAUCACGAUUACACCGAUCAUCAUUACGAUGAAGAUUAUCACGAUAACGAGAAUACAACGCAUCCAACGAUCAGCGUAGUUUCCAUUGAGACACGACUUUCGGCAUCUGAAUCAGAGGAAGAAGCUUCUGAAGAACAGGAUGAGUUGGUAGAAGUGACGACUCCUGAUCAAAUUUUGAAAUUGACUCCACCAAAUACUAUUGAAAAUGAGAGUGAGGAGGUGAUCAAAAUUGAGACAACAACUGGGAAACGGAAGGUGUUUUCGGAAGAUAGUAUGGAAAAUACUCCUCCGAACUUCUAUUAUUCUUCGAAUCGUUAUGAUAGUACAACUAGAUCAAAUUAUGUUGCAGACAAUUUAGAUCUACAGGACAGCGAAGAACCAUUGGAAAUUGAUACAUCGACCCUAUUUGGUGUGGAAACCACGUCUUCGGAAAUUCUAGAUUCUUCUACCAGUGUAGAACUUGAGCCAACAGUUGCUCCAAAAAGAGUAGAAGGAAAAUCAAAGCCUUGGCUACAUGGAGGAGUCAUUGUGAAGCCGAUUCUUAACUUUGAUGAAUUGGAUGUCGAUCAAGAUAAAGAACGGCAGAGAGAGGAACGUAGGAAGCUAGCAGCCGCCACCAAGAGCUCACCCAGCUCUUCCUAUCCAUCCUCUCCACAUUCUCCUGCUAAUCCAACAAAUGAGCCAACUCCAGAAGAUGAUGAUGAUUUCCUCACUGGCUCAGAUAGUACAUCGACCAAUGAAACUUUGAUUGUAAUCGGAUUAAUCGCUCUUGUCACUUGCCUCAUUUUCCUUAUCCUUCUCCUUCUUUUAGCAUAUUUCUGUUCGACUCGAACUGAUAGUUAUAAUGUUCACAAAGAUGAGGGAAGUCCACCCGUUUGA